AUGGAGCCGGAGGAAUUCGCUAGCAGUCACUUCGGCAUGAAGGAAGGAACCCGAGCUUGGUCUGGGUUGCCUUACCUUGGCAGGGACCCGUACAGCGGCGCCAAAUUGCCCUCUGCAGUGGACUGGGUGAGCAAGGGCGCUGUGACUGACCCCAAGGAUCAAGGAAAAUGCGGCUCGUGCUGGUCCUUCUCCACGACUGGAGCUUUGGAAGGUGCAUGGCAGCUCGCUACUGGCAAGCUCGUCUCCUUGAGCGAACAGCAGCUGGUGGACUGUGCCAAGAACGGCAACAUGGGCUGUUCGGGUGGCUCCAUGGAUCUAGCUUUUGAGUACUUGGAGAAGUACGCUGUGUGCACGGAGGACAGCUAUCCGUACACUGCCAAGCAGGGAACCUGCAUGGAGACAAAUUGCACGGUUGCGGUGCCGAAGGGCUCCAUUGUUGGUUUCAAAGAUGUCACGCCCCAGGAUACGGACGCCUUGUUGGAAGCCGUGUCCGAGCAGCCAGUGUCUGUCGCCAUCGAAGCAGACCAGGAGGCCUUCCAGCUUUACGACGGGGGAAUCUUGACGAAAGAGUGUGGCAAGAAGCUGGACCAUGGUGUGCUGGUGGUGGGCUACGGCACUGAGAAUGGCGUGGACUACUGGAAGGUUAAGAACUCCUGGGGAGCGCAGUGGGGUGAAGAUGGCUUUGUGCGCAUUGAGCGUGGGGUGCCCAAAGACGGCGAGUGCGGCAUCAAAGAUCAGCCGUCCUAUCCCAUCGUCAAG
Messenger RNA from Symbiodinium necroappetens, 759 nucleotides. NCBI's taxonomy places the organism in Eukaryota, Dinophyceae, Suessiales, Symbiodiniaceae. The record is from the annotation of a GenBank genome assembly.